Lepus europaeus (European hare) is the source of this 839-nucleotide messenger RNA. It is a transcript of the gene CXCL11, whose product is annotated as C-X-C motif chemokine ligand 11. Gene Ontology annotation, biological process: antimicrobial humoral immune response mediated by antimicrobial peptide; cellular response to lipopolysaccharide; chemokine-mediated signaling pathway. Gene Ontology annotation, molecular function: chemokine activity; CXCR chemokine receptor binding. Gene Ontology annotation, cellular component: extracellular region. Lineage: Eukaryota; Metazoa; Chordata; Mammalia; Lagomorpha; Leporidae. The transcript has 4 exons. Bases 7 to 306 code for a protein of 99 amino acids. The record is from RefSeq and is a predicted model, not a curated record.
ACAACCAUGAGUGUGAAGGGCGUGCUUUUAGUCUUGGCUGUGAUACUCUGUGCUACAACUGUUCAAGGCUUCCCCAUGUUCAAAGGGGGACGCUGUCUUUGCACAGGCCCUGGAGUAAAAGCAGUCAAAGUGGCAGAUGUUCAGAAAGCCACCAUAAUUUACCCAAGCGGCAGCUGUGACAAAACAGAAGUGAUUAUCACCCUGAAAGCACAAAAAGGACAACGAUGCCUGAAUCCCAGAUCCAAGCAAGCAAGACUUAUAAUCAAGCAAAUUGAAAGAAAGACUUUAAGAAAUCAAAAUGUAUGAAGUUCUGGAAAAGAGGAUUUGAAACUCCAAAACAAGUUUAACUGUGACUGCUGAAAUAAGAAUUCUCCUGCCUAAAUUUCUCCUGCCUAAAGCAAUAUACAUUCUGCAUUUCUGGAAUGAUGAACCUUCUAAGAGAUUUGAUGUUUAUAACCACUCUGUUAUGACUAUGAAAAUAUUCCUGGAAACAUCAUCUGUACUUGGUUCAUAUGACCGUAUCUGUGGUUACACUGAAGAUAUUAUUAUUGCAGCCAAGUCCUUGCAAGUGAAAAGUACCCGUGUAGGGGUCAGCAUUGUGGCCCAGUGCAUUUAGCAGUAUCAGAGUGCCAGCAUUCCAUAUUGGAGCUCUGGUUUGAGUCCCGGUUGCUCUGCUUACAAUCAGGCUCCUUGCAAAUGUGCUUGGGAAAAUAGCAGAAGAUGGCUCAAGCACUUGGGUCCCUGCUACAUAAAUGGGGAACCCAGGUGGAGUUCCUGACUCCUAACUUCAGCCUUGCCCAGAUUCAGCUUUUGUAGACACUUGGAGAAUCAACCAGUGG